AUGCUCGCCGUGUUCAUAGCAGCGGGUCAGCCUAUCAGCAACGGCUCGACAGCUGCCAAGCCCGAACUGGAGCCGAACGCAGACGACUUUGACGCAGAGAUCACUAGCCAUACUCAAGCUGUGAACGCCAGGUCCAUCGCCAUCACAAUCAACUCAAGCAGCAACAGCGGCGACGGCAUUUUUAGAUCCAAUCAACGCCACAGCGAGUCAUCAAGCGCCGCGGCUCAACUUCAAUAUUACAAUAACGAGACCGCCCUGCCUCGUCGCAGCCGACAGCUCCUCGCAAAGGACUACAAGAUUAGCCAUAAGGAGAAGCCUGGCGAGAACACUUUCCUAUAUAUUGGAUCAGGGUGUUUCUUCUUUGCAGGCUUGCCACUCUAUCUCCGGAGCAUCACCCCUUCCGUCCCAGCUUCGACUCCACCCCGCCGGGCCCCUAAGAACGAUCAGGAGGAGAAGAAGCCGACGCGAAAGCGCAAACGGUCGUCCGGCGUCUCUGGGUUUACAGACCCGGAUUUCAAACCAACUGCUCGGGGAAACUGGGUCUACCCGGCCAUCUCCGACUACAUCCCUAAGCAGGCCCAAAUCGACGCCUUGACCAAGGCAGUCGCUGUUUUCAACAACGACAAGUCAGAGGCCUUUAUGUCCGACUGGGACAAAGUUCGAGUCAUGAAGGCUCUUCAUGCGAGGCCGACCGUGUCGCAGCGACGUGGGGACCUGUCCUUCUAUGGACAGUGUCGACGAUUCCGCGACGCUGUCAAGGCCGGUCAAGAGCCGGUGUUUCUCGACGCCGUCACAGCGACAUUAUCUACAACCUGGCCCCCCGGCCGCGUGGGGAACCGGCACCCACAAGUGGACCGAAGCAAUCCAAUUCUUCAUGUCGCACGCUUCCGACGACGCUCGACACAAAGCAAAAAUCGACACGCUGCGGAGGAGUCCAAGGCUCAGGAAAUUCCGGAGACUCCGGAGGCUCCGAAGGUCAAGGUACCUAAGGUUACUCUUGCGCUGGGUUCCGGCCAUGGUGGUGGCCGAUAUUCCGCCCCAAGUCGAGGUUCAACCGCCGAUGGCACCAGCUACCGUCGAAGAAAUCCAACAACACACCCCGCAAGGGGUACCAAUGGUUUUGAGUGCAAAAUUCCCUCUCUGUCAUUGUCGCUGUCUGUAUCCCCCCUUUUCCAUGAUGCAUCGUCAGAGAAGUACGACAACAUGACAUCCAGCGAAGAGAACGCCAAAUGCAUCGAGGAGCUACGUGACCUGGUCGACGGUUACGCCUGGUGUGUUCUGGAGACGGAUGCACCGGACUGGUACAUGUGUCCCAUCUACAAGACGAUUCUCGGCAAGAAGAUGCAUUCCAAGCGGCUUGCGCAACAACACCCCUCGAUUUCGCACCCAAUCUCCUCGGAACCUUAUGAUGAGAGUUGA
This is a messenger RNA of Colletotrichum higginsianum IMI 349063, 1419 nucleotides long. RefSeq lists its product as uncharacterized. The record is from RefSeq and is a predicted model, not a curated record. Bases 1 to 1419 code for a protein of 472 amino acids. NCBI's taxonomy places the organism in Eukaryota, Fungi, Ascomycota, Sordariomycetes, Glomerellales, Glomerellaceae. The transcript is spliced from 5 exons.